CUGUUCAAGAUUCAUUAGCUCCUGAGUAAAGCCAGAGAGAGCAUGUCUGCUAUCACUGCAGGAGACAGAGAAUGGAAGACAGCUCACUGAGGAUGGUAACAUGGAAGGCAUCUUUUCGCAUGGCAGUCCACGUUUGCCUGGCAGAGGGUUUUGUAUGUUCAGUUGAUGGUGACAUGACACAGACCGGGAACUCUUCAUACAGCGACACUAUCUUUAUGGCUGUUUUGUUCUUUAGUGUUUCAUAGCCAAUUUCAUGUCAUGCACAACAAUAUAAUGUACACUUUUUUGAGCUCUCACAUUGUUCUUCAAAGAUUUCCUGUGGAGAUGAAAGUAAACUAGAGAAUCUAUUUUAUUGUGGAUCAGUUUGACCCAUUCAAUUAUAAUCAUCUUAUCACCGCACAAACUCUGAUUUAGGGAAGGAAGACGUGUGAUUCACAGGCUGUAAUAAAUUCCUCUCUUGAGUUUCCCCCGCUGUAUCUGACCUCGUGCUUGACGCAGUGUGGUCGUCGAGGUGAUACUCCGUGUCAGUAAUCUCUUUUAACAAUUUAUUUCAGACAGACAGAUCAAACACACCAUUUCCCCCGACGUGGAGUACAGACCGCAGACCUGAGUGACGCCAGUCAAUCAGCUACAUCGCCUUUCACAUGCUCGUGCAUCAUCAACAAAGACGAAUGGUGUGACUGAUAGUCGGCUUCCUUUUCUAGUGUUGUGUUGGUAAGAAUGGAUUUGGCAAUAUAUUUGUAUCGUCAAACUGUAUGUGAAAUAUGAUAUUGUGAAACUUUGCACCGUUAAACGUGAGCAGGAGUCUAGUUUAUGGAAUUGAUUGGGAUCAAUGCCAAUUGUCAAUCGAGCAUGGCAAGAUGAGCUUGAGUCUUGACUCAAAUGGGUGCUGUAAAGUCAAACUGACAGAUGUAGAGUGUGGUAUAGCAGUUAACUAAUGCAUUAUCUCGAUAUUAUAAAACAACAUAUCUGCUUCUGUCUCUUGCAGCCCCAUAUUUGCAGUGACUGGUGUUGUUGUGCCACCCUGUGGUGUUUGCACACAGUGUCCCCCUGCCUCCCUUCUCUGUUUCUCCAUCUACUCUCUGUCGCUCUUUUUUUUCUCACUCUUUCUUGGUUGUUAGGGUGUCUGACUCCUGAGGUCUGCCACUAUGCAGCCUGGAGGAGCACAUAAUGCUGUGUGUGGCCAGAGCCUGCUGUCCAACUCCCUUAGGGUGUAUCUGAACAACAAGACCAGACUGCAGCCCAUCAUCGGUCUGGGCUGUGUGACAGAGUGUGUGACACUCGGCAGGGACUCUGAGGCGGUGUACCUGUGUGAGGUGUGUGUGUGUCGUCUCAGUAAGGCUGAUGUCAGGAGCCACAUCAUGGGGAGUCUCCACAGAUACAACUACAUUAAAUUCCAUCACCCUCACUUUGUGUCAGAGUGGAAGCAGAGUCCUCCUGACCUGUCCAAGCUGGCCCGGCCUCUUAUGGAGAUGGCUCAAAUACUAGAGAAGAGAGAAGGAACCGGGGACGUACAGGUGCUGAAGUUGGAUGCUGCCAUGUAUGACGAUAUGACAACACACAGCGAGAGUGAUGCUCUCAUCCUCUUGCAUGCCAUCAGGACUGGGAGGGAGCAAAGAGAUCUUCAGAGCCAAUCAGUGAAGCAAUCAGUCCAGUCGGAGUAUCUUACCAUCGAGUCACAGAGAACCGUGAUAUCACCUCGGAGGCUGUCCGUCCAACCAGAGAAGCCUGUUGUCCAGCUUGACAAUCGAACCGUCCUAUGGAAGAGUCCGACCACCCAGAGUCGGAACUCAUCUAGCCAAUCUGAGAAGUCCCCUGUGUUGCAGCAGAGUGUCUCUAUCCAAUCACGGCUUAGUUCGUGGGAGGAGGAGGGGUAUCUCCAUGGAAGCAAGCCACUGAUUGGUGCUUCACUGAAGCGUCCUGCCUCAUCAUGGCAGCAUGACCCCUCUCUUUCCCCGACCCCAAAUGUCACAGCUGGAAGUCAGGCGUCUCUGGGCGGGCCUGAGGGGAAGGGGGCGGGACUACGGGGGGUUCCUGCAAAGCUGAUUCGCUGUGAGCCGGUGUUCAAGGUCAGUCUGUCUAUGACGGACGGCCCCUGGCUGUUGGAGAGGAACUCCUUCAGCCUGGAAACCUCCCCCUCCUCCCUCAGACACGCCUCACCCCUUCACUCCCCCACUGUAGAUGCCUCACCCCUUCACUCCCCCACUGUAGAUGCCUCACCCCAACCCUCUCCCGCUCCCUCACAUUUGCUUGGCCAGCCGGGAAACGCACAUGAAAAUACACACACUCCGGGACAUGCACACACUUCGACUAUGAGACUGGGCCCAGCCAUACCUGAUCAGCAGCUGACUAUGGGAGAUGAGGACACAGACCGUCGGUAUCUCGGAGGGGAACAGAGGUUCACUGACUAUGCUUUGUACUAUGGAGAGAAAAACACAACUGACGGUCACUACUCAGUCAAAGAGCAAAACAGUACUGCCAUGGUUUACCUCAGGAGAGAGCAGAACCGAACUGACCAUCUGUAUUCAGAAAAUAACCGACUCACUGACACAAAGUUCCAUGUCCGAGUGGGGCAGAACAACCGAGAAGGCAGUAUUUACCCCGGUCUAGCCUGUGCCAGAGACAUCACUGGGACAGCGUCUGUUGCCGGGCCGAUUCUCUUCACUACUGGCCAUCUCUCGAAGGAGAGCUUGACAGACACUCCUCUAAUGGAAGAAGAACAGGAGGAGGAGAGGGAGAAGGAGUGUCAUUCUGGGGCACAGAGGCUUGCAGAGCAUGACAGGACAACUGACAGUCUGUACUCUACUGGAGAGAGGAUAACUGACAGUGGGUUUUCCACAGGAAGCAGGUCAACUGACAAAAUGUUCCAAACAGGGGAACGAUCAACUGACAAUCAGUCUUUUACAACAGAAGUGACAACUGACCGUUGGUAUGCUACAGGAGAGGAGCUAACUGACCGUCAGUUGAUGGAGGAAGAGGAGCAAUGUAGAGCUGAAAUUCAGAAUGGAGUUGGGCUCAUCGUGGAGGUCAUGGUGGAGGAGGGGGAGAGAUGGGGAGGAAAGGAUGGAGAGAGGGAGGAGAACUCAGACUUUUACUGCCAACAGUAUUUGCAAGGCCAGCCCCCACAACGGCACCAGGCGCAGGGGUUCACAGGAACUCAUAGGGGCGCCGUAGGGCUUCAUAUGGUUGACACAGCAGAUCUCCGACAUGACAUAGCCCUUCAUAGAGAUCAGGCAGGGCCAGCCCUUCACCGAGAAGAGAUGAGCAGUCGUAUGGGUGACAUGGCAGCCAUGCAGCAGGUGCAGUUAUGUGAGGCUGAGGACAGAGAAGCAUGGGCCUACGGAGGCACACAGCUGACCCCUGACACCUAUAGAUCAAGUCCGCAGGGGUACGAGACUGACCCUGGCCCCUACCUGCCAUUCCCAGAGGGCCACAGAAUGAACUGUGACCCCUAUCAAGUGGUUUCUGAUUGGUUUAGAACCACCCCUGGCCCGCACUUCGUUCACUCUAACCCUGACGAGUUUACACCCCAGGUCCUCCCGUACCCCCACAAUACACAGCCCCAGGGGAUUGGACCCCAUCCCCACUCUGGUCCCUUCCCCAUGAAGAUGGGGGGCGUGCAGCCACAGGAGUACAGAAGGCUCCCCAGCCCCCCAUUUAGUUAUGGUGUCUAGACCCUGCCACCCUCAACCCUUCUUUCCAGGACAUGGAGGGUUUCUGUCUCCCCGGCACGGCCCAGCAUUCCCCCCAGCCCUCCCCACUACAGAGGAGCCUACUUGGGCCACAGCCCUCCCCGGAGUCCCUGGGCAGCUCCAGGACCAGGACCUCCCUGGGUCUAACUACCACACACCAUACAUAAAUCCACCAGGAUAGUUAUUUGUGGCACUUUAGACACUUUGUUGUUUUAAAUGGACAGGUGUUUUGUGCAUUUGUUUUAUACACUCUGGGUUCUAUUGUUUUUAUAGCUGUCUUAAACCAACAGAAUCCCAUCCAUUGUAUAAGUGCUGAUUUUGGGUUGUUGUAAAAUGUAGGUACUUCCCCUGUCAAUGUGAUUUCGUGACAUCAUACAACUGUCAACGAUUCAACUCACCGGUUCAAUUCUGUUACCGAUUCAGAUUUAUACAAGACUUGUUUGUUUUAAGUUGUUUGUCUGCUGCCGUCGAGUCAAGAUGGCGCUGAGAUGGAUAAAUAGACGUUGAAUACUGGUUAAAUUUGAUAAUAUUAUGAACUCAGUUUGUGAAACGCCGCUUCAGCGACCAACUACUGAGACAUUAUGAAGAAGGAAAAUAAUCUAUUUUUCAACAACAAAUAUUUUGGUUAAUGCAAAAAAAAAAUCUAAAUGUAAAUAUAACCUAAGGUUUAUUUUACACCGUUAAGGGGGAUCAAUUAGGGGUUCAACAUGGACCUUUCCAGAACUGUCCAGAAGGAGUCGCUGUGUUAGUUUUCAGUUCGACCAGCUGAGGGAAGCAGAGCUGAAUAAGUUGUUUAAAAUGAUGUUCAGAAACACAGCACUUGUUAACAGUUUUAUUUUCAAAUAUUUUUCACACUUGCGAUGUGUGCUUCCCUCCAGGAAGCUUAUUUCAGUGUGACAACAGCUUUGGCCAGUGUUAUAUUUUGACUUUGGUUCACACACCUUUACAUUGGCUUAACUGAGUAGAUUUGAUUCCAUUUGUUUAAUUAUUAGUGUUAAUUUGAAGAUUUUUCCCUAACAAUGUUUAUGUACAGUAGGUACGACAGACUCAGAGCCGCCUCUUCCUAUAGGCAGACUACGCGCUGCACUUUUCAAUAUUUUUUAAUAUAUAUAUAUAUAUAUUUUUUUUUUAAGUAACUGUCAGGUCUCAACUCACUUUUGAAAAGUAGAAUACACCAGGUGAAAUUGACAUUUUGUUGUGUAUCAGCAGUUUCCCACUUAUGACAGUCGCUCAAUGAGCCCAUGUCAGCAAAACAUUUAAGAUUGCUAGGUAAGGUAGUUGAGCCAGGGGCCCUGACCUCCAGGGGGGCCUCCAUUGAUUUUUGUAAUUUUGUCACUCUCUUACAAAUACUUUUGUGUGUGUGUGUGUGUGUGUAUAUAUAGUGGAUUUGGCUAUUUCAGCCACACCCGUGUAAAGCUCGCCACAAUUGGACUCUGGAGCAUUGAAAAGGUGUUUUUCUGGAGUACUGAAUCACGCUUCACCAUCAGGCAGUCCGACAGAAGAAUCUGGGUUUGGCGGAUGCCAGGAGAACGAUACCUGCCCCAAUGCUUAGUGUCAAGUUUGGUGGUGGGGGAAUAAUGGUCUGGGGCUGUUUUUUACAUGGUUUGGACUAGGCCCCUUAGUUCCAGUGAAAUCUUAACACUACAGCAUACAAUGACAUUCUAGAUGAUUCUGUGCUUCCAACUUCGUGGCAACAGUUUGGGGAAGGUCCUUUCCUGUUUGAACAUGACAAUGUCCCUGUGCACAAAGCAAGGUCCAUACAGAAAUGGUAUGGAAGAACUUGGUUGGCCUGCCCAGAGCCCUGACCUCAACCCCAUCGAACACCUUCGGAAUGAAUUGGUACGCCAGGCCUAAUCACCCAACGUCAGUGCCUGACCUCACUAAUGCUCUCGUGGCUGACUGGUAGCAAGUCUCCGCAGAAAUGUUCCAACAUCUAGUGGAAAGCCUUCCCAGAAGAGUGGAGGCUGUUAUAGCAGCAAAGUGGGGACCAACUCCAUAUUAAUACCCCUGAUUUUGGAAUGAGAUGUUUGAUGAGCAGGUGUCCACAUACUUUUGGUCAUAUAGUGUGUCAUAUGAACAUGGCAAAAUGUGUAACUGAAACAUGUCCUCUCGACCUCAUGGUGAACUGUGUAGAAUUCCAGGAUAUUACCUUUGAAACGGCAAGAUGUUCUCUAUGGGGGGGUUCUAAAAGGCUAGAGGCAGCACUGGACAGGCUACUCAGCAAGUGGCAUUGAACUUUAUUUUUUUGGUCAGUUGUGUCUCCCCCACUGCCUAAUGUCAAUUUGUGGGCAUGAUAAGACUUUUCAAGCAGGUCUUUAGCUUAUAUAAUAUGGUUAAUGUAGCACAGCUGGAGUCGAGUAUUUUUUUUUUAUUUGACUUGUUUUUCAUUGAGUCAGUCACUGUUAAUGCUGUAUUUAAGCAUCUCAUACUGUAGUUAAUGUUUUGUGUUGCUGCUGUAUUUGAGUACAUUAUGGCCUUCAGGCUAAUAAAGUCACAGUAUCCAUUGA
This is a messenger RNA of Salmo salar (Atlantic salmon), 6199 nucleotides long. RefSeq lists its product as uncharacterized. NCBI's taxonomy places the organism in Eukaryota, Metazoa, Chordata, Actinopteri, Salmoniformes, Salmonidae. The record is from RefSeq and is a predicted model, not a curated record.